Messenger RNA from Nezara viridula (southern green stink bug), 180 nucleotides. Lineage: Eukaryota; Metazoa; Arthropoda; Insecta; Hemiptera; Pentatomidae. The record is from the annotation of a GenBank genome assembly.
CUACAAAUAAACAAGUUUCAAUGGAGUAAAAUAUGAAGAAAGGGUGCUGUGCACAUGAACUAUCAGUAGUUCACCCUUUAUUAGAAACCUUAGUGCAUAGAAACCCUUUGUUCUAAUGUUUCUGUAGAUUUGUAGUCUAUUGUUGGGGAUUAGACCAAAUGUGCACUUCAACUACUCUAU